UACACCCGGGGGAAGGUGUUCCCGAGACCGCUCCCAUCCUCACCCCGCCUCCCCGCUUCCCCGGCUCCAGCCUCCGCCGGCGGAGCUCCACUAUGCCAGACAGUUUCGACACUUUGCAAAGACAAAGACCAGAGGGAGGAGGAAGAGGAGGACAGGGAGGGCGAGGAGGAGGAGGGAGAGGAGGACGGCGCGAUGUGAGCCGGGAAGGGGGCCAGUGCUCGGGACAACCCCCCCUUUAGUCUCCGCGGAGCCCCUCAUCUCCAAAGCCGCGGAAACUCCAGCGUGUCUCCGGCUGCGUUGGGACCGUUUUCAGACUCCACCUUUCUGACCUGGAAAUGCCAGAAGUGAUCAUCAUCGCCAGGGGCUGUGGCGAGCAAACGUUUUGAGCUUUGUGGCCAGGACCGGAAGUGGACAUUCCCUGGGCAUACUUAGAUGAAGAAGCCGAGGCUCAGAGAGGUUGAGGCACUCCCCCCGAGAUCGCACAGCUGGAGACAGACGGCCCUCAGUGCCUUCGUCAAGCAGGCUGCUUAAUGGUGACAGCGUGGGAAAGACCGGGUUGUAAUUGAGUAUCAGCACACAUCAUCCCUUCCAGAGGACGGUGGCAAAGACACCUUCCCUCUCUCCUGCACCGUGACCCUUCCUUUGAGGUCCUCACCACCAACCCCCUCCGAGAGUCCCUGCCUCUGUCACAAAGAUUAAUUGCCCCUCAACCCCUUUGGAUGGGAACGGAAAUCAUAUUAUUAAGUUUGAUUAAAGCUUCGAGAGACACUAUUGGCUGUUUAAGGACUGCUGACCAAGCCGCCUGCUUAUCUCCUGGAAAGACAGAUUAUAUGCGAGGGGAAUCAACCUCACCCCGAGUGGUCACUUAGCCGCCGGCCGUCACAGGGUGAUGUCCGGCACACUGGGGUGGCCGCUGGCCCGCGGGAGCGAAGUCGGCCGCAGUCCCCCUGGGAGUCCCCGCCUCGCCUUGUGACCGAGCCUCCGUCUCUGGGAUUUUUCUUCUGCGUCCCCCCCGCCCCCCACCGCCCCCGCUCCCGGGCGUGAUUUCCUCCAGCCCGUCCCUGGGAGGCGUCCUUCCGGACAGAGCAGAAAUGGUGACCGUGAGGAAAAGGACUCUCAAAGUGCUUACCCUCCUUGUCCUCUUCAUCUUCCUCACCUCCUUCUUCCUGAACUACUCCCACACCACGGUGGCCACCACCUGGUUCCCCAAGCAGAUGGUCGUCGAGCUGUCCGAGAACUUCAAGAAGUUCAUGAAGUACGCGCACAGGCCCUGCACGUGCGCCCGCUGCAUCGGGCAGCAGAGGGUCUCGCCCUGGUUCGACGAGAGGUUCAACCGGUCCAUGCAGCCGCUGCUCACGGCCCAGAACGCGCUCCUGGAGGAGGACACCUACAGCUGGUGGCUGAGGCUCCAGCGGGAGAAGCAACCCAAUAAACCUAACGAUACCAUCAAGGAGCUGUCCAGUGUGGUGCCUGGGAACGUGGACCCCCUGCUGGAGAAGAAGUCGGGGGGCUGCCGGCGCUGUGCCGUGGUGGGCAACUCCGGGAACCUGAGGGAGUCCUGGUACGGGCCUCAGAUAGACGGCCACGACUUCGUGCUGAGGAUGAACAAGGCCCCCACAGCGGGCUUUGAGGCCGACGUCGGGAGCAAGACCACGCACCAUCUGGUGUACCCCGAGAGCUUCAGGGAGCUGGGGGAGAACGUCAGCAUGGUCCUCGUCCCCUUCAAGACCACCGACCUGGAGUGGGUGGUCAGUGCCACCACCACGGGCACCAUCUCUCACACCUACGUCCCUGUCCCCGCGAAGAUCAGAGUGAAAAAGAAUAAGAUCCUGAUUUAUCAUCCGGCUUUCAUCAAAUACGUCUUUGACAACUGGCUGCAGGGCCACGGGCGAUACCCAUCCACCGGCAUUCUGUCCGUCAUCUUCUCGCUGCACAUCUGCGAUGAGGUAGACUUGUACGGCUUCGGGGCAGACAGCAAGGGGAACUGGCAUCACUACUGGGAGAACAACCCAUCGGCGGGGGCUUUUCGCAAGACCGGGGUGCACGAUGGAGACUUUGAGUCCAACGUGACGGCCACCUUGGCGUCCAUCAAUAAAAUCCGGAUAUUCAAGGGGAGAUGACGCUGCAAAGGAGAACUGAGGCACGCCUCUCUGUGUCCAGCCCCAGCCUCUCGCUGGGGCCGUUCUGUCCUGGGAGCUUUGAGGGCCAGCCUCGGGGGUGGGGGCGUUCAGGUGCCCCUCGCGGCCUCCCGCGAGCCAACAUUUGGCAGCGUCUGCUCAGCAAGGUCCCCGAGCCCCGCCGGGUCUGCGAAGGAAGUCUCAGAACUGGUCUUAGGUGGAGAGGGCCCCUCACUGCUGGCCCGGAGCUGGAGGGAGGUGGGGAGAUGCGGGGGAGGGUCCAGUCUCCAAACACCGAGGUCCCUUUGGCUUCUGGGGAGGGGGCAGAUACUUGGGACUCUGUGUUCUAAAGGAAAGGACAGUUUUCCGGGACGGAUGGGCGGAGACUUUUCCUCUGCCCGGGGACCCAGGGAAGACCUCAGGACAGAGCCGUGUUGGACCAUGUGGACACUGGGGGCAAGAUGGCACCUUUCUUUGCACGAUGCCCGGCCCCUCCCUCACUUGGCUCGACAACCCCCCGCCCCCCGCCGCCCCGCUGUCGUCCCAAAGCUCAUUUAUGGUGGCCGGAGAGGCUCCCCGCCCCGAAGGUCUUCACAGACUCGUGGAAGAGCGUUUCAGGCCCCGGCAGAUGUCUUCUUCCCCAGCCGAUGUCCCUGGAGCGAUGGAUCUUUGUGGCUGUAACCGUGGCUGAGAGCAGAUCUGACCACUUCCGCGUGCCUUUGCGUCUGGGGAGAAACACGCGCAUUGGCCGAAACAAGGCAAAAGCCUUGACUCGGGAGAGGGGACCCCCAGCAAUGCCGCCCCCUUGCCCUAUAGCUCGGGGGCAUCUUUUCUAGUUUCCUGAGGCAGCGCCUGAGUUGGAGCAGAGCUAGGAUGACGGGCAGUGCUGUCCAGAGGCGCGUCAGCCGUGGAACAUCAUUCUUGCUUACAUUCACAGACAGUUGGAUGUGGCGCCCAUGACCUUCCAAGGCCACGCGUAUAACCUCCACCAGCCGGCACUUUCCCCAGGAAACCCACGCUCUGGGCCACGUCCCUGCUGGCCACCUGCACGGUGUCCUGAGGGCUGCAGGGCCAUCCCACGAACAUGAGUUUCAGAGCGGGAGAAGACAUACCUCAUUCUCUCCCUCCCGGGCUGCUCUGAUCUUUCCUCUUCGGCCUUCCUGAUUAUUUAUUGAUUUCUUCUUUUAACUCCGCUGACGUCGUGUGCACUUUGUGGCUCUGUGGCUGGUCCUGAUGGCUUAGUUGAGCUUGUUCUUGCUUCGCCUGGCAGCCGGGGAGUGGGGGAGCUUGGAUCUAGGUUCUUGGGGAGCUUCAGACUCGGGGUGGGGGGCGUCUAGGGCUUGGGGGCUUGCCGGUGGGCAGAUCCCAGGGUUUCAGGUUGGCAGCUUUGCGGGGUGCUCCGUACCUCCUUCCCUUCGGCCCCACCUUCCUUCCUCGUCAUUGUGGAUUGGAUUCGGUCUCGGGCUAAGAAUCUCCAAAACAGAGCGGGACUCCCUUGGGGCCGGGUGGGGAGUGGGGUCACACGUAUAGGAGGACAGUGAUUGUUGGCUCUAGUUACUGACCCUUAAUCAGAAAAAGCAUUUUUCCUGUUGAGAGCAUUUGCUAACAGGUCAUGCCACCUUGAGGAGGCGUGACAGCUUCCUGGGGGAGCGUGAGGCAUGCCAGUCUCAGAAGCCACGGGGCCUGUCUCCUGCGCUCUUGCGGCUCUCUGGCAAGCCCCGUUCUCCCGGCUGCAGCCUCUCCCUCUACAAACAGGGAGGGAGGCAUGUUGUCAGCUCCGGGGCCACAGGUGGUGUUGGGCAGUUCCCAGGGGUCCCCAGAAAUGGCAUGCCGCGUUUGUCUCCCCCCAAGCCUGUGCAUAUGAGCACCGUCACUGGGAGAGAUUCCUUAGCCUUUAUUAGAUUCUCAGAGAUUCAGAAUCCAGAAUGUGAUGUAUAAAAACAAAACAAAACAAAAAAAAACAACAACACA
Molecule: messenger RNA, 4088 nt
Organism: Lynx canadensis (Canada lynx)
Lineage: Eukaryota; Metazoa; Chordata; Mammalia; Carnivora; Felidae
Gene: ST3GAL1
Product: ST3 beta-galactoside alpha-2,3-sialyltransferase 1
Molecular function (GO): beta-galactoside (CMP) alpha-2,3-sialyltransferase activity
Source: RefSeq, a predicted model, not a curated record